UUUCGGGGUUUACACGAUUUUGGUUCUGUUUUGUAAAUUAAAUGUAAGAGUCCGCGCUCUUUCAUGCACAGUUGAGCGUAUACUCUUGCUUUAACGAUAUAUUCAAACAGACAUCAUGAAUACUGAACAACGGCAGAUAACGGUCGUUCAGUCCGCGGCGUUGCCACCGCCACCGCCGUUUCUCGCAGUUCCGGGACCGCCACCACAGGCCUGGCCUGCAUGGAAAGAGACAUUCAUGUCAUUCCUAGGUGCGGCGGGCCUCGAAGGUGUUGACCCGAAGAGAAAAAAACAGAUUCUUUUUUCGUUGUUGGGCAUUGAAGGGCAACGAAUAGUGUCCGCAUUUGGAUUCACUAACCUUCCACACUCGGAACUUCUUGACGAGUUCAAGACCUUUUUAGCGGCCGUGGAGAGCCAUUUUGUUUUUUCUGGGUCUCUAGCACUCGAGCGUAAGAAGCUCCGUCUUCGCGUUCAGCAGCCGGGAGAGAGUGUCACGGAAUUCUUAGCGGCGUUACGCCAUCAGCACGCGCUUUGCGCGUUUGAAGACGGGUCCGAGAACACGCGACUUUGUGAUCUUUUUCUUGAUGGUUUGAUCUCGCGCCGUGUUCAGGAUCGCAUUCUUAGAGACUGCGUAGGUCGCCAGGUACCGACGCUUGAGCGCGCGAUACAGCUCGCGCUGCAGUUUGAGCAGUUGGCACGUACAGCAGAGCAGUACCAUCAGCCACGUCAGGGGGAGCCCGUCGCCAGCUGUUCCACUGCACCCGUGCAGUAUGUUGCUGGGCCCGAGACCGAACGAGUACAAUGGUACCAGUUGCACCACUCCACUCUGCCAUGGAUUCAGGGCCUGGUGAACCACGCGGACAAUCUCAAGCUGGUCAUCAAGCAUCGCCUGCUGUUCCAAGGCAUUCUACGCGGCAACGGCGACUUCCAGGAAGACUGA
Messenger RNA from Ixodes scapularis (black-legged tick), 937 nucleotides. RefSeq lists its product as uncharacterized. Bases 116 to 937 code for a protein of 273 amino acids. The record is from RefSeq and is a predicted model, not a curated record. NCBI's taxonomy places the organism in Eukaryota, Metazoa, Arthropoda, Arachnida, Ixodida, Ixodidae. The transcript is spliced from 2 exons.